Molecule: messenger RNA, 2223 nt
Organism: Rotaria sordida
Lineage: Eukaryota; Metazoa; Rotifera; Eurotatoria; Philodinida; Philodinidae
Source: the annotation of a GenBank genome assembly
AUGGCUCAACCAUCAGAAACUUUUAUUUGUCCAAUCACUCAUGAACUUAUGAGAGAUCCAGUCAUUGAUCCUGACGGUAAUAGUUACGAACGACAAGCUAUUGAAGGUUGGCUUCGACAAAAUGGUACAUCUCCAAUUACUCGUACUCCUCUCUCAGCAUCUGAUCUUCGUCCAAAUCGUGCUCUUAAAGCAGCCAUAGAUGAAUAUCGUAAAUCACUAAAAUCCAAUGAUCAAGGAAAUUCUUCUCCUUUGACAGAAUUGAAACCUUCUGAACUGACAGUUUCAGGAAUUUAUUCUGAUAGUUUUGUUCAUAUUAAAAUUCAACCACCACCAGAUACAAAUCGUUCUCCAUGUGAUGUAUGUUGUGUUGUGGAUACAUCAGGUUCUAUGGCUGUACAAGCUGAGAUUCAAAAUGAUGCUAAUGAAAAAUUUGGUCUAUCACAAUUAGAUUUAGUUAAACAUGCAAUAAAAACAAUUAUACAUUCACUUGAACCACAAGAUCGUUUAUCACUCGUAUCAUUUGCAAAUAGUGCUACAGUUUUGUUUCAAUUAACAAAAAUGGAUCAAGAUGGAAAAUCAAGUGCUUUAGCUGCUUUAGAAAGAUUAGAGGAUAAUGGUCAAACAAAUUUAUGGGAUGGCCUUCGAACUGGCCUUGACAUUCUAGCGAAAGGUCAAAGAGCUGUUGGAAGUAAUUCGGCUCUUUUUCUUCUUACUGACGGUUGUCCUAAUAUUGAACCACCACGUGGUUAUUUACCAACAUUAGAAAAAUUGAAGAAGAAGACUCAUUUUACAUGUACAAUCAAUACUUUUGGUUUCGGAUAUGAAUUGGAUAGUAAACUUCUUGAAGAUAUUGCCAUAUUAGGAAAUGCGGGUACAUAUGCAUUUAUUCCUGAUGGAUCAUUUGUAGGAACAAUUUUUGUCAAUGCUAUGGCUACAUUAUUGGCUACAGUGGCAACGAAUGUACAGAUAUGCGUUCAUGGUCAAAAAAUUGAACCGUCUGAUUAUACACGUUGGUAUUCAACAGUGAUUACUGGUCAUGAUACAGUGUUUGAGUUGGGUUCGAUUACUUUUGGUCAAAGCAAAGAUUUACUUAUUCCUCUUUCUUAUCAAUCAUUUCAAAAUUGUAAUUUUACAUUAGUUUAUGAUACAUUACUUGAAAAAAAGAAAUCAAUCAAAUUCAAUAUUAACACGUCUCCUCAACAAACUGAUCUUCAUCUUCUAGCUCAACAUAAAUUUCGUCUUCAAUUUGUUCAAUGUGUACGAACUGCAUUGGAAGCAAUGCGUCCACUACGUAACGAUUUAACGACUACAAAUGAACAAUCUGAAGCAGCAAUGAAUCGACUUAAACAAUUAGAGGAAGAAAUGAAAAUAUAUUCCGAUAAAAAUGAUCAAUUUGUUAAAGAUUUAUUGGCAGACUUAACCGGACAAAUACAAGAAGCUCUCGCAAACAAAGAUUGGUUUAAAAAAUGGGGCAUACAUUUUUUACCUAGUAUAACUCGUGCACAUCUCCUUCAAUAUUGUAACAAUUUUAAAGAUCCAGGUGUCCAAAAUUAUGGACAAGGCAAUCUCUUUUCAACAAUACGUGAUGAAAUGGAUACUAUAUUCUGUGCUUUACCUGCUCCAAAACCUUCACAACAAACUGGUGCUCCAAUAGAUAUGUCAGUCUUUUAUAAUGCUGAUGGUGGAUGUUUUUAUGGUGGAUGCACAGUACGUUUAAUGAAUGGAACUACUAAGUUAAUAAAAUAUGUUCAACCAGGUGAUAGAAUAGCACCACAUGGAGGAAUGGUCAAUUAUGUUGUUAAAACGAAAUGUCAAAAUAAAAAAGCAAAGAUGGUUGUACUUGACAAUGGUCUUAUUAUCACUGCUUGGCAUCCUAUUCGUGUCAAUCAACAAUGGAUUAUGCCUUGUUCACUUGUCUCUGCUCCUACUGAAAUUUCUUGUGAAGAAGUUUAUAAUUUUGCUCUUGAUCAAGGCCAUACAAUGUUUGUUAAUGAUAUUGAAUGUGUUACUCUAGGUCAUGGAUUCAAAGAUGAUGUAGUACGACAUGCUUAUUAUGGUACUCAACGUGUAAUUGAAGAUUUACAUCAACUUGACUAUGAACAAAAUAAUACUGGAAUAAUCGAAAUUACUCAAAAUACAUUAAUACGUAACAAAAAAACUGGUUUAGUUAGUGGUUUACGAUUAAUUGAUGGACAAUAUCAACAACAAAUAUCGGUUCAAUAA